Molecule: messenger RNA, 954 nt
Organism: Colletotrichum spaethianum
Lineage: Eukaryota; Fungi; Ascomycota; Sordariomycetes; Glomerellales; Glomerellaceae
Product: methionine adenosyltransferase 2 subunit beta
Exons: 4
Coding region: 1-954 (317 amino acids)
Biological process (GO): S-adenosylmethionine biosynthetic process
Cellular component (GO): methionine adenosyltransferase complex
Molecular function (GO): methionine adenosyltransferase regulator activity
Source: RefSeq, a predicted model, not a curated record
AUGACGGGCAAGGACGUUGUCGUCACCGGUGCCACCGGUCUCCUCGGAAGGCAGGUAGCUAGAGCUUUCGACCUCCGGAGUUGGAACGUCAAGGGUACCGGAUACUCACGCGCCGACGGGGUUUCUGUCUUCAAGGUCGAUCUGGGCAAUACUCCAGAGGUUGAGAAGUUUCUCGACGAGUCCAAGCCUCAAGUAGUCGUCCACUGCGCCGCUCAGAGGUUUCCAGACAAGGUGGACAGCGACCCGGAUGCUGCCAGAGCUCUUAACGUCGCAGCCACCAAGUCGCUCGCCAACCUUUGUGCUGCUCGCUCCACUCUGCUUAUUUACAUCUCGACCGACUAUGUCUUCUCCGGCAAGCCUGGAGAAGCCCCAUACGAGGCAGAUGCACCAACUGGACCAACCAACCUCUAUGGCCAGACGAAACUCGAUGGAGAGCUCGCCGUCCUGGAGGAGUACAAGGCAGCCGGCCGUGAAGGCCUUGGCCUUGUCCUUCGAGUCCCCGUCCUCUACGGAAAGGCACACACACCGGCCGAGAGUGCCACCAACAUCCUCAUGGACACCUUGUGGAAGACCCAGGAUGGUCAGUCCAAGGUGAAGAUGGACCAUUGGGCUAUUCGAUACCCCACGAAUACCGAAGAUGUUGGGCGUGUGUGUCAUGAUAUCGCCGGCAAGUACCUCGAGGCCAGCGACCGCAGCUCGAUGCCCAAGGUCCUCCAAUUCUCCAGCGAGGACAAAAUGACCAAGUACGAGAUUUGCCAGAAGUUUGCAGAGAUCAUGGACCUGUCCAUGGACGGCAUCAUUGCCAACAUCGAAGGCAACGACCCCAACGCGAGCGUUCAGCGGCCAUUUGACUGCCAUCUCAGCACGCGUGCGCUCAAGGAAUUGGGCAUCGACGUGUCGACAAGUGACUUCAUCGGCUGGUGGAGACGCGAGGUGCACGCUUUCCGGCAUUAG